Molecule: messenger RNA, 777 nt
Organism: Monoraphidium neglectum
Lineage: Eukaryota; Viridiplantae; Chlorophyta; Chlorophyceae; Sphaeropleales; Selenastraceae
Product: Mitogen-activated protein kinase kinase kinase
Exons: 4
Coding region: 1-777 (258 amino acids)
Biological process (GO): protein phosphorylation
Molecular function (GO): protein kinase activity; ATP binding
Source: RefSeq, a predicted model, not a curated record
AUGCGCACCGUCACCCACGCGUUCGGCGACGCGUCCGCGGCGCCGGGCGGCGGCGGGAAGUGGGCGGCGGGGCGGGAGGUGUGCUGGAUGCUGUUCGAGCACUGCGACCGCGGCACGAUUGGGGUCGCGCUGACGGCGCUGGAGGUGGCGGGCGCGAUGGCCUACCUGCAUAAGCGCGGCGUCGUGCAUGGGGACCUGUGCGGCGGCAACAUUAUGCUGCAGGCCGCCCCCUCCGCGCCCGGCGCGCCGCCCGCGUUCCCCGCCGCGCGCGUCGGCGACUUUGGGCUGUGCCGGCGGCUGGCGGCGCCGGGGGAGCGGCUGCGGCUGAGCAGGGACGGGUACGGCACGGUGACGCACGUGGCUCCAGAGGUGCUCCUUGAGGGGGCGAUCACGCAGGCCUCGGACGUUUACUCAUUCGGAGUCAUGCUGCAGGAGAUGCUCACUGGCACCCGCGCCUGGGCCGGCCUCAGCCACACCGCGGUGGUCCUCCAGGUGUCAGCUCUGGGGAGAUCUCUGGAGGUGCCCGCCGGCCUUCCGCCCGCCCUCGACGAUCUCGCCCGCGGCUGCCUCGCCCGCGACCCCGCCGCGCGCCCGACGUUCGCGGAAGCCGCCGCGAAGCUGGCGGGAUGGCUGCAGGCGACGCGGGGGGACGACCUAAGUGGAACGAUGGUCGGCAGGCGGGAGCCGGGGUUGGUGGGGGAGGAGAUCGGCGGGGCCUUUGGCGGGAUGGGGGGAGUUGUCGGCGCCUGCGGGAUGGGCGUGGGGCCGGCGGCCUGA